AUGAACCGUCCAACUGCAACAACGAACAAUAGUCAACAUAAUGUAUGUACUUAUGCUCAACAAAGUACAUUUAAGAUAAUGUUAUUGGGCGAUAGUGGUGUUGGCAAAACAUGUUUAUUAGUACGUUUUAAAGAUGAUACAUUUUUAUCUGGUAGUUUUAUUGCAACUGUUGGUAUUGAUUUUCGUAACAAAACUAUUGUGAUCAAUAAUAAACAAGUGAAAUUACAAAUUUAUGAUACAGCUGGUCAAGAACGUUUUCGUUCCGUAGCCCAUUCAUAUUAUCGUGAUGCAAAUGCUCUAUUACUUCUCUAUGAUGUAUCAUCAAUAAUAAGUUUUAAUCAUGUUCGUGAUUGGUUAGGUGAAAUUAAAGAAUUUGCACAAUCAGAUGUUAUUAUUAUGUUAAUAGCCAAUAAAGUUGAUAAAACAAAUGAACGUGUUGUAACACGUGAAAUGGGUGAAAAAUUAGCUAAAGAAUAUGAUGUACCAUAUGUUGAAACAUCAGCUAAAACAGGUUUAAAUGUUGAAUUUUGUUUUAAAGCAGUAAGUCAAGCAUUACUUGAACAAACUGCUGCAACAACAUCAUAUGGACAAAGUGCCUCAAAAACCUUAAAUAGUCUUGUACAAUUAAAUAAUCGAACAUCAAAACAUAGUGUAUGUUGUUUAUAUUCAUAG
Molecule: messenger RNA, 672 nt
Organism: Rotaria sordida
Lineage: Eukaryota; Metazoa; Rotifera; Eurotatoria; Philodinida; Philodinidae
Source: the annotation of a GenBank genome assembly